Molecule: messenger RNA, 2085 nt
Organism: Pungitius pungitius (ninespine stickleback)
Lineage: Eukaryota; Metazoa; Chordata; Actinopteri; Perciformes; Gasterosteidae
Product: natterin-3-like
Exons: 2
Coding region: 84-1172 (362 amino acids)
Source: RefSeq, a predicted model, not a curated record
AGCUGUCGGUGUUGCUGCUGUUGGUGCUGCCAGCUCUGACUGCAGGAGGUUUCUUCAGCUGUGAGAAGGACGACAAACCAGUCAUGUUGUUGGACCCAAGUCUGAUGGACAGGAUUCCUAAUAUCACUGAGGAUGCAUCGACAGAUCAAGCUCUUCCCACUACUUUAAAUAUUGAAAUCAAGUCCCGCCGGGAUUCAUCAGCCAACUUUGAUCAAACCGCCUUAAAAUGGCAGCCCUUCGAAGGCUAUGUCCCCGAUGGAGCAGUGUCAAUCUACAACGGCUAUGUUGGACGCACCGACUAUGUUUGUCAGUAUGGUUGUAUCCCUGGCUUCUACAGCCCAGGCAUGGAUUCAACUCCUUCCUGCCACUACUCCUAUAACGCAAAAGAGUAUCUUGGCUACUCGUUUUUCAUCCUGGUGAAUGAAAACAACUUUGAGAUUUUGGAAUGGGAGGAAGGCUCCUAUGGCUCAGUUCCUCAGAACUCAGUCAGCCCCUGCAACUCUGACGUAUAUGUUGGAAAGAACAAGUAUGGUCUUGGAAAGCUAGAUGUUAAAAAUAAGGCUUUCUUCCUUCCCUGGAAAGGUUCUGAGUAUUGGUACAAGGACUAUCAGGUUCUGACCUUUAGCAGAAAAAUAAACAGCGAGCACAUCUCAGAUGUCCAGUAUGAGACUGAUGGGAUCAAACCCAUUGAGUAUCCUCCACAGGCCUUGGAGAAGUCUGAAUUAACCAACAAGGCCUGCCAGACAGUGAUACUGACCGCUACCCUCUCAAAGAUGAUCCAAGUGGAGGAAAGGUGGGACACCAGCUUUUCUGUUACAUCAAGCGCCAAGGUUACCAUUACAGCUGGAAUUCCCGUAUUUGGAUCAGGAAAUAUCGAGGUUGGCGUAGAGACAACCUUUCAACUUGCACAUGGGACAACUUAUACCGAGUCAACCACCCACAGUGUUACGGUUCAGCACAAUGUCCCACCAAACCACUCCUGUAGUAUCAGUUUGGUGGGGAAUAAGUUUAAGGCAGACAUCCCUUUCACUGCACGCCUCAGCCGCACCUACAACAAUGGGGAGACCAAAUGGAUGUCCAUUUCUGGGAUCUACAAAGGUGUCCAAAUGGCAGAAGUUCGGGCUACGGUGGAUUCCUGUGUGCCGGUACCUCAUCCCACGCUCUGUCCCUGAAAGAGGAUUGUUGAGAGCAUAGCAUGAUAUGCUAAAUGUAUAAUGUUGCUAUAUGACUUAAGGACGAACAAAUAAGGGUUUAAGAUAGAAAGAGGGGACACAUUGAUUCGAAGUACCUAUGUAUUGAUCUUAUAAGUAGGACUAAAUACUUAAUAAUAUAAUCAGCCAUAUUUUGGAGUACAUAUAAAAGAGAUGCUCUGUAGAUUUACCUAGGCUUAACCUAGGUAUUAUAAGAGGUAUAAAGUCAUCCUUAUUGACAUAUGUGCAUAUGUGUUUUGAGAUAUGAAGGUUGUUUUCCUUCUCGGUGCUUUCUGGUAUUAUGAAAGGGACAGUUCGACCAGGGAACCAGGGGGUUUGUGGGUUCUUGUUCUUGCUUUUUGCUAGACGGUGAGAGAAGCUGUAGAUUAAGAUCUCCAGACUUUUUUUAUGGAUUCUAAGACAUUUUAUUAUAAUUUUUCUCUGUAACUUGAGUUUUUGUUCUAAAGUGAUUAAAACAGAGUUUGCUCUGAGCCUUUGAAGAUUUUUUGAAACGUUUUUUCAUUGAGACCCACCGACCUCCGGCGAGGGGUCCGAGCAGCGGACUCCGGUGACCCCUGGGCCACGUGAGGUGACUCCACUACGGACACGCUGAGUCUCAUACACUUCUCAGGCUUCCCACUUGGAAAUCUCGCUAGAAGUCUUUCUCUGCCUUACGGGAAGUUAAAGGGGAAACGCCGCACGUCAGAGGAAAAAAUUAAGGGGAUUUAACUAAGAAUAGUGUGAGAUUGGUAACUCGUGUUACAGGAUCAAUGAGUUUCAAUGGAUGAUCAAUUGUAUGUUGAUCAGACGUAACAUUGUAACAAAGCUACAGAAUGUACCUGCUUCAUGUAUUAUUUGUCUUAAUAAGGCUUAAAAGAAAACACAUGUAUAACAA